Molecule: messenger RNA, 993 nt
Organism: Gongylonema pulchrum
Lineage: Eukaryota; Metazoa; Nematoda; Chromadorea; Rhabditida; Gongylonematidae
Source: the annotation of a GenBank genome assembly
AUGAAAAUUAAAAAUUCAAGAUGCGUAGUGAGAGAAUUCCGAUUUCAGGAAAGCGGAUCAGUGGAAGCGAAUGUUCUCUCAGUGAUGCUGAAACCAGCCCCAUAUAGCGAUGAUCCGGAAUUAAUUGCUCUACGUGAAAGCAUUGAUUAUUCGAAGAAAAUUACAACUGAAAUGGCAGAAAAUGACCAAGCUGGACGUCCGGUACGUGUGUUCGCUAAUGGCGUAUAUGAUUUGUUCCACUAUGGGCAUGCGAAACAGCUAAAACAAGCAAAAAAUGCUUUCCCGAAUGUUUAUCUUAUCGUUGGAGUCUGUGGUGAUGCAAGCGCCCUCAAAUAUAAAGGUCAUACCGUAUCGACGGAAGAUGAAAGAUAUGAUGGCGUGCGCCACUGUCGUUAUGUGGAUGAGGUGUACAAGGAUGCUCCGUGGCACUGUACAGUUGAAUUUCUGAAGGAACUCAAGAUUGAUUUCCUCGCUCACGAUGCGCUAUCGUAUGUUGAGCUUGGCGAUGAAGAUUUGUACGAACCGAUCCGACGUGAGGGAAUGUUCCUUGAAACACAGCGAACAGAGGGCGUCUCAACUAGCAACGUUGUUUGUCGCAUUAUUUCUGAUUACGACAAUUACGUACGCCGCAAUAUUCAGCGAGGCUAUUCACCUGAGGAACUAAAUGUCGGAGUUCUUUCAGUUCGAAGAUAUCAGCUACAAAAUCAGAUGGACCAACUGAAACAAAAAAGUACGGGAUUUCUAAGAACGCUGUGUAACAAGCGAGAUGAUUUUUUACGUGGAUUCCAGGAAACCUUGCAAAUGAACGGCGGAAUUGGUUUUAACCUUGUUGGUAAUCGACUGAGGACGCUUGUAUCACGCAGUCCGCCACCGUCGCAUUAUGAAAGACAAGCAAAAAAUGACACAGUUGAUGCCUCGUCAACUCAUGAUCAGCUGGUCGGAACACUUGAAGUGACAACUCCUGCUCACACUCAGACAUCUGAAAUUUUGUGA